AUGGCCCUAGAUUUCAUUGGAAAAUACAACAAUUGGGACAGUGUAGAUCCAGUGGAAUUGUUCUCUGCACCUACCGAAAAGAAAGAAGCCACUCCUAAACUUAGAAUGCCUGGUUUUCUUGCUCAGGAAGCUAAAGGUUCAGAUUAUUUAGUGCUUUGGCUCGAUUGUGAUAAGGAAGGGGAGAAUAUAUGCUUUGAAGUGAUUCAUGCUGUACAAAAUAGUAUGAAGUACCAAGGUAAUCCCGAUUAUAUUUAUAGAGCAAAGUUUUCUGCUAUUACUGAAAAAGAAAUUAAAGGAGCAAUGGCAAAUUUAGUUAGACCAAAUGAAAAUGAAGCUCGUUCAGUAGAUGCUCGACAAGAAUUAGAUCUUAGGAUUGGUUGUGCAUUUACUCGUUACCAAACAAAAUUUUUUCAAGGCAAAUAUGGAGAUCUUGAUGCUAGUCUCAUAUCAUAUGGACCUUGCCAAACCCCUACAUUAGGUUUUUGUGUCAAACGACAUGAUGAAAUUCAAACAUUUAAACCAGAACCAUACUGGUUAAUAGAAGCAAAAUUAGCUCUUACGGAUGGCCGAAAAAUCACUCUCGAUUGGGACAGAGUAAGAUGCUUUGAGAAAGAUGUUGCAUCAAUGUUCCUUAAUUCAAUCAAAGGAACAGAGAUGGCUCAAGUUGUAAAUGUAGAAAAUAAAGAAAAGACCAAAGCUAGACCUUUAGCUCUUAAUACUGUUGAAUUAAUGAGAGUCGGGAGUUCUUUAUUAGGCAUGUCACCUCAAAAUGUAAUGCAGAUUGCUGAAAAGUUAUAUACUCAAGGCUAUAUAAGUUAUCCUAGAACCGAAACCACUCACUAUCCUGCAAGUUUUGAUCUAACUGGGACAUUAAAAAUCCUCCAAAACAGUAACGAUAUAGGAGCUGAAGUAAAAGCAAUUUUAAGAGAUGGUUUAUCAACUCCAAGAAAAGGUCAUGAUGCUGGUGACCAUCCACCGAUCACCCCUAUGAAGUUAGCUGGAGAACUUGAUAAAGAAUCAUGGAGAGUAUACGAUUAUAUUUGUCGUCAUUUUGCAUCUACGCUUGCCCGAGAUUGUAAAUAUAUUUUAAAUGUUGUAAAAUUUAUGAUCGGUUCUGAACCAUUCACCCUUACAGGAAAAACUCUUACUUCUCCCGGUUAUACUUCCAUUUUACAUUGGCAGUCCUUACCAAAAAAUGAAGUGAUGCCAACAUUUCAAAUCGAUGAAGAAAUUCCAGUUCAAGAAAUGAAAUUAAUUGAACGUCAGACUGGACCUCCUGAUUAUUUAACUGAAGCAGAAUUAAUUACACUUAUGGAAAAACAUGGGAUUGGUACAGAUGCAUCUAUUCCUGUUCAUAUUAAUAAUAUAUGCCAAAGAAACUAUGUUAAAGUUGGUUCAGGAAGAAAACUAAUACCGACAGCGCUUGGAAUAGUUUUAGUACAUGGUUACCAAAAAAUUGAUAUAGAUUUGGUCCUACCAACAAUGAGAUCUGCUGUGGAAAAACAGUUGAAUCUCAUAGCUCAGGGAUUAGCAGAUUUCCAUUCUGUUUUAAGCCAUACGGUUGAAAUUUUUAAACAAAAGUUCCUGUAUUUUGUUACAAAUAUUGAAGGAAUGGAUCAACUUUUCGAGGUUACUUUUUCAUCUUUGGCAGAUUCAGGAAAGCCUCAGUCACGCUGUGGUAAAUGUCGCAGGUAUUUAAAAUAUAUACAAACAAAGCCAUCUAGACUCCAUUGUUCUCACUGCGAUGAGACUUAUUCAGUUCCUCAGAAUGGAAAUAUAAGGAUAUAUAAAGAAUUAAGGUGUCCUCUUGAUGACUUCGAACUUUUGUGGUGGUCUAAUGGUUCGAAAAGUUUCCCAUUCUGCCCGUAUUGUUAUAACUCUCCUCCAUUUAAGGACAUGAAAAAAGGGUCUGGCUGUGAUUUGUGUACCCACCCUACUUGUCCUCAGUCACUUAUUGCUAAUGGCUUGUCUGUCUGUCUUGAGUGUGAAGGCAUCCUUGUGCUUGAUCCUGGCUCAGGACCAAAGUGGAAGAUAUGCUGUAAUAAGUGCGAUGUGAUUGUACAUUUAUUCGAUGAUGCUCAAAAGGUUUCAGUCGAAGACAGGAAAUGCGAAUGUGGUGCUCAAAUUCUCAAAGUUGAAUAUAAAGAAGAAAAAACCAAACUUCCAGAUGGCCUGACUGAAAUGUCAGGAUGCGUAUUUUGUUCGAUGGAAUUCGCACCUCUUGUUAGAUCUCAUCGUGCUUCCAUCCGUACCAAGUCGGGCAGGUCAUAUAGAGGCCGUGGAGGUUCAAAACACAAACAAAGAAAACCAAAAGAUAAGAUGGCUCAGUUAGCAGCAUAUUUUGUUUAA
Molecule: messenger RNA, 2349 nt
Organism: Nezara viridula (southern green stink bug)
Lineage: Eukaryota; Metazoa; Arthropoda; Insecta; Hemiptera; Pentatomidae
Source: the annotation of a GenBank genome assembly